AUGGCGAUUCCAAUCAACGAAGACCCUUAUCAUCACGCUCCAAUUAUAUGGCCUAGUAGGGGUGAGCUUGCUUAAGACUUUAGACUUUACAUCUACAAACCCCAUUAUUAUAUAUCAAUGUUUUACUUUCAGAAGAUCUAGACCAACCUCCGCCACCAACUUACCGACCUCGCAGUCUUGAUGAUAUUAUUGUUAAGACAAAAUUCUCAAAACGCGAAAUUCAGAUGAUAUAUCGCUCCUUCAAGCAGGUAACCAUGGAGUCAAGAUUCUUGGCUGGGAAUAUUUGUAUUUUUUUGGGAGGGAGUUUCAAUCUCCCACGAAUAAUUAAAGCAGUAAAUUAGCCCAUUGAAAGAAAACUAUUUUUACAUUUUUUAGCUUUGUCCUUCCGGUAUCAUAACCAAAUCUACAUUUCAAGAAAUAUAUGCUCAAUUCUUUCCACACGGUAACACUAAGCGAUAUUCCGAGCUGGUCUUCAGAACAUUGGAUCGAGACACCAAUGGCCACAUUACUUUUGAAGUAAGAGAUGAUCCCGUUUCUUAAAGUUCUUUAGGAAUUUGUUAUGGGUUUAUCAGCGAUGACACGGGGAUCGACCGAAGAGAAAUUAGGAUGGGUCUUCUCUUUGUACGACAUCCACCAACGGGGAAUGAUAGGGCAACAGGAACUCUCUUUGGUCACAUUGUCUAUGUAUGAUCUGCUUAGCAAACAGAUCCAUUCUACACCCAAAAGGGAGGAUAUUCAUGCACAUGCACAACAUGCAUUCGAGGUAACAAUUAAUUUUUAUUUUUAAACUUCCACUUUUUUAGAACCGGUGUAAGGGUUAUAAAUUGUAUAGUUUUAAAUACAAAAUAUUAAUCAAGACGGAACACUUUCAUUAAUUAAUAUUAAUUAAGAAACUUCAGAGGCUGACCGGGAAUGGAAGUAAACCAUUUAUUUCCCGAAGCGAAUUCGUGGAGGCAUGCCUUCAAGACGAAGAUCUCCGUUGUUCGAUCGAAUUAUUCGACACCAAAUUGUAAAACUAUAUUAUAAAUAAAGUUGUUCUAGCCCAGGAUCGAACGUCUUUCUGAUUUGGGAGGAGUGGGGGUGGGAAUGGAUAGCAUGUCCAGCUGUUCGUCAAAAAAACCCCCGGAGAAAGAAGGACGGCCUCACCAGGAAGAAGCUUAAGUGCGCGUUUGAGCAACCGAAGCCCCAAAGUGGUGGCCGAAAGAGGGCUUCGACCUAUAGUUCAUUCCAUUUCCCAGACAUAGAAAUUGGGACUGUGAAGAGAGGGGACCUGCUUAUCACACCAAACGAGUUUAAGGAGCAGCUCGAAGGACCACAGUAA
Molecule: messenger RNA, 1321 nt
Organism: Bursaphelenchus xylophilus (pine wood nematode)
Lineage: Eukaryota; Metazoa; Nematoda; Chromadorea; Rhabditida; Aphelenchoididae
Source: the annotation of a GenBank genome assembly